Messenger RNA from Notolabrus celidotus (New Zealand spotty), 6108 nucleotides. It is a transcript of the gene dlg3, whose product is annotated as discs, large homolog 3 (Drosophila). Lineage: Eukaryota; Metazoa; Chordata; Actinopteri; Labriformes; Labridae. The coding region runs from base 231 to 2972 and encodes 913 amino acids. The transcript is spliced from 25 exons. Gene Ontology annotation, biological process: chemical synaptic transmission. The record is from RefSeq and is a predicted model, not a curated record. Gene Ontology annotation, molecular function: kinase binding. Gene Ontology annotation, cellular component: neuromuscular junction; neuron projection; postsynaptic density membrane.
CAUGAGCCAAACACUCUCUCCUCCUGUCACAUCUUAACCUCUGUGAGUGGGUGUGGACCACCGCUGACCGCUGCAGAAACAGAAAGGGAGUGUUCAGAAUCAGCAGCAGGAUUUUAAACUCCAUAUUUCAAUUUGUUUGUAAAGAAGGAGCGGCAGUGUUGGUGGUAGAAUUAUCCGAAGCUAUUGCUGUAAUUAUUCGACUUCUGUAAACACCCGAACUGCACUUUUACAUGACGUUUCGAGACGACCUCACCAUGGUGCAUAAAUAUGACACCGAGCGAGCUGUGGGGCUGCUCAGACGAUAUCAAGCCAACCUGACCAGUCCGGAGGAGCAGGCACUGAAGACCAGCGUUGGCAAAGUGUCCUCCAUCUUGGGCAGCCAGCUGUUCCAAGCCCUUCUUGAUAUUCAAGAGUGUUACGAGGUGACCUUGCAACUGAACAAGGAACAAACUGUUGUGAAAGAAGUCGGCAGGCAGGAUGCGUGGGAGGACCAAGAAGAGAAGGAGAAUGAGAGGGAAGGUGUGUCUCUGGUGCGAGUGACCAGCAGGAGGAGCCCCCACAAAGUGGAGCGAGUUUCCGGAUUGGUGGUUCAUUCCCAUGUUGACAUCCCAAAUGCCAACCCUCCCCCCAUCAUCGUCAACGCAGACUCACUAGAUGCAGGCCCUUAUGUAAAUGGCAGUGAUGGGAUGUACAAAUAUGAAGAGAUCAUUUUGGAGAGGGGGAACUCUGGCCUGGGCUUCAGCAUCGCUGGAGGAAUAGACAAUCCCCACAUUCCUGAUGAUCCGGGGAUCUUCAUCACCAAGAUCAUCCCUGGAGGAGCAGCUGCUAUGGAUGGAAGGCUUGGGGUGAAUGACUGCGUACUGCGGGUGAACGAUGUUGAUGUGUCUGAGGUGGUGCACAGCCGGGCGGUUGAAGCGCUGAAAGAGGCGGGGCCAGUGGUGCGGCUGCUGGUGCGUCGGAGGCAGGCCCCACCUGAGACAAUCCUGGAGGUUAACCUGCUGAAAGGGCCUAAAGGGCUUGGGUUCAGCAUUGCCGGAGGGAUUGGAAACCAGCACAUCCCAGGAGACAACAGCAUCUAUAUAACAAAGAUCAUAGAAGGUGGAGCUGCCCAAAAAGACGGACGCCUGCAGACUGGAGACCGCCUGCUAGCUGUGAACAACAUCGUGCUGCAGGACGUGCGUCAUGAGGAGGCAGUGGCCGCGCUGAAGAACACCUCGGAUAUGGUUUACUUAAAGGUGGCCAAACCAGGACCAGUGCAUCUCAACGACAUGUACGCCCCGCCAGACUACUCCAGCACCUUCCCAACCAUGGUAGACAACCACGUCAGCCACAACUACAUGGGGGCAAUGGAGCCUAAACCCGUAUACCCGCCGCCCCAGGUCACCCCGUCCAGGUAUUCGCCAGUCCCCCGCCACAUGCUGGGAGAGGAAGACUUCACAAGCAGAGCUGAGCCUAUUUACAGUGUCAUCAACAAACCUGGGGACAGCAAGGGGCCCCAGGCCCUCUACAGAGGCUUCUGUCCUUCCCCUGCUCCCUUGUGCCAAGGUCCUCUCCCCUUCUCUGGCAGGGAGCCGAGGAAGGUGUUGCUGCACAAGGGCUCCACAGGCCUAGGCUUCAACAUUGUUGGCGGAGAGGACGGAGAAGGCAUCUUCGUAUCCUUCAUCCUGGCUGGAGGGCCAGCUGACCUGAGCGGCGAGUUGAGGAGGGGCGACAGAAUUCUUUCGGUGAAUGGAGUGAACCUAAGGAAUGCCACACAUGAGCAAGCGGCUGCAGCACUGAAGAGAGCUGGACAGACUGUCACCAUCAUCGCUCAGUACAGGCCUGAAGAGUACAGUCGCUUUGAGUCCAAGAUCCACGACCUGAGGGAGCAGAUGAUGAACAGCAGCAUGAGCUCAGGAUCAGGCUCCCUGCGCACCAGUGAGAAACGCUCCCUCUACGUCAGAGCUUUGUUUGACUAUGAUCGAACGAGGGACAGCUGCCUUCCCAGCCAAGGCCUGAGCUUCUCUUACGGUGAUAUCCUCCAUGUCAUAAAUGCUUCUGACGACGAGUGGUGGCAGGCGAGGCUGGUCACACCACACGGAGAGAGCGAGCAGAUCGGUGUCAUUCCAAGCAAGAAAAGAGUGGAGAAGAAGGAGAGGGCCAGGUUAAAAACAGUCAAGUUCCAAGCCAGGACAGGCAUGAUUGAGUCUAACAGGCAAGUCAAAGUAAAGCGCAAAAAAAGCUUCAACCUCUCACGCAAGUUCCCAUUUUACAAGAGCAAGGAGAAUAUUGUGCAGGAGUUGGUGGAGUCUGAACAAUGCCUGACAUCCAACACAAGUGACAGUGAAAGCAGUUCGAAGGGACAAGAGGACACGAUUCUUUCCUAUGAGCCGGUCAUUCGACAGGAAAUCCACUACACGAGGCCUGUGAUCAUAUUAGGCCCAAUGAAGGACAGAGUAAAUGAUGACCUCAUCUCUGAGUUCCCCCACAAGUUUGGCUCCUGCGUACCCCAUACAACACGUCCGAGGCGAGAAAACGAAAUGGACGGCCAGGACUACCACUUUGUGGGCUCAAGGGAGCAAAUGGAGAAAGACAUUCAGGAUAAUAAAUUUAUUGAGGCAGGGCAGUUCAACGAGAACCUGUAUGGGACGAGCAUCUUGUCCGUCAGAACUGUGGCUGAAAGGGGGAAACACUGCAUUCUUGAUGUGUCUGGAAAUGCCAUAAAACGACUGCAGCAAGCACAACUAUAUCCGAUUGCCAUCUUUAUUAAACCAAAAUCCAUUGAAGCCCUAAUGGAAAUGAAUAAGAGGCAGACGUACGAGCAGGCCACUAAAGUCUUUGACAAGGCAGUGAAGCUGGAGCAAGACUUUGGAGAGUUUUUCACAGCGAUCGUACAGGGUGACUCACUAGAGGAGAUCUACAACAAAAUCAAGCUAAUCAUCGAGGAGCAGUCUGGUCCCUACAUCUGGAUCCCCUCCUCUGAGAAGCUCUGAGCUCCCUGCCGUCCUCUCUGCAUCAGUGCAGAGCUCCCCUCCUGCCUCCCAGAGACCCCACCUAAGCCCAAAAUAGCCCCCCUCUUCACCUCCUUUUUGCAGAUAUGUUUCAUAUCAAGUUUUAGUGUCAUCAUUAUGUUACUCUCUAAAUGAAAAAGAAGUCUUAUCACCAUUACUGUGACUGUGCACACCCCUGCAUGAGUUUCUCAACAAAUCCAUUCAAGACUGGAAAUGCCAUUCCAAAGGAAUUUGUCAAAUGAAAACAAAAGGGAAGAGGAACAAAUCCUUUUGUGAACUGGGACUGACUGAAGAUCAGAAUGUUUUACUGAAAUCUGGAGCGAGGAGACGGGAUUCAAAAAGAAGUUGCAGGGAUACAAGAGACAAAUCAUACCAAGUUGGAACACUUUGUAAAUGUUCAUCAAGUCACAUUUGAAAAGACACGCAAGAUGAGAAGUGAAGACCAAUUGAGGUUUUUGUUUUUUCUUUUCUAAAAAGACUGGAUAAAAUCGAGCCCUGCUGAUGGUACUGUCAAAGAGUCAUCUCUCUUGUUUAUAAUGACUGAGGAAAUUAGUGGAGCCUACAAACUGGUGAUCUAUUUAUCACAAACCAGCUUGCUGUUUGGUCGUCUGCCAGUUGUCUGUGCUGCAGCUGAUAAAGACAUCUUGGGAGGCGGAUCAAGAGGAAGAAAUGCGUUGUGAAUCUCUACAUUUAUAUUAUGAAAUCACAAGAUAAAUGAUAAAAUCCCACUGAGAUUUUACUACAUAUUAAAAACUACACAUUUUACACUUCACUAGAAUUGUCAAUUUGGAGGGCUGUUAGAUUACAUUUGAGUUUUCUUUUUGUUUCGUUUCUUUUCUUUAUUUCUUUGUGGGAUUUUUUGCUUGUGGUUUUUAGCUGCUCUGUGUAAUGGAUGGGGGUAGAGAAGUGUAACUGGGCUCUCUGCAAAACACCAAACUGCCUUACAUCAAAUACAAAUUCUGUUUUGUGACUACCUGUUGUCUGUUAGGGAGGCUGCACACAAUUGACGAGGAAAAGAGAGGAAACAUUCUAAUCUUUUCUUACUUUUUUUGUGUCCUCCAAACUGCCAGGGGGCCUGACUUGAGUGCAAUAGAUAAAACAGAGUCUCACCUCUGUGGGCGCCUUUUAUUCCCCUGUAUUUCCACCUUCCUCCCCAAAUUAGGCCAUUGGAUCACAAUUUGGACAGCCAGAGCCUCCUAACUCAUGUUGAGCAGCAGACCACCCUAUUACACUCUCUGCCUUCCUAGAAGAUUCUCUUCUGAUUGAAUGGUCACAUGGUACUGUCCUAUCUGCCGCCAUGACGGUGGCCUUAAAACGGGUAGAACAAGACAAUAAUUGUAUUGGAUGUCCUAACAAUUAAAGAGUCAAUAUAACCUGUUUUUGGAUUGUCCCCAUGUCCCCCUACCAAAAAUAACACUAAAGUUGGGUUUGAUUAAACCUAUACGCUUUGUGUAUCUGUAAAUGUAUGAAUUCUUUACGAAUCUCUUGUUGGCAGGUGCAGAACCACUGUGUUGAGCUCUGAAGUGAGCCUGGGGUGAGCUAGACUAGCUCAGGAAUCUUAACUUACAGAAACCAUUACCCCUGCAACUGAAAGGCCAAGUUAGGGCGAUGACACGGAGAGUUCAUAGCUGUCAAAUGUGAACAAACAAGUACUUGUAGUACUGUCACUUAUUUAAAGGUGUUCUCAACUUAACAGUGUAAUCAGGCUGUAUUCUGUGUCUUUUCUUUUUUCGUGAGGCUGGGAGCUUGUUCAAGGCCAUCCGUGUGGUAACUUUUGUGUUGGCUGAGUGGCAUCACCAGGAUUGACCUGCUCUUCCCUCCCAUGCAGAUCUUGGCACUAUGUUCACAAGUGCAUGUGAGGGGGCAGAAGAAGGAGUAGGAGAAGACGGAGGAGUACCUUUGCCCCUGAUCGUGAACAUUCUUGCUUUCCUCAGCUUUUUUUGAAAAGUGAGAAGGGAGUUUUUCUUUUCUUUUUUUGUCUUCUCAAGAGAGCCAGACCCAAAAGGAAAUGGUAAACAAGACCUCUGGGUCCCCCUGCUCUCUCCCACCCACAGAGCACCUGUACCUGCAGGCAUUUUCUGAACAGGUGUGCCCACCUGCCAGGCACCACUGCUAAACCAGCUGUCAUAACCUGUGUCAAAACCAGAGUUCAGGGAAUAACCGAAGGGAACAGAGCCAUUUAUAAACUGCUUGCAGACUGUUUCAAAGGAAGUGGUAGCUGUACAAUGUAAAUAAGCCCCCAGCAGAUCCCCCUCACCUGUGCUUCAUGCAUGUGUGAAUCAUACUGGGACAAACACGUUUUAUAGACCACAAAUGUCAGGUAAGUAAAGUUUGAGCUACUCUUGAGAUAUAAUUUCCAUACAAAUGUGCUGUAUCGUUGGUAUUUCUCUUCAAAUGCCUAUUGGAAAAUUUAACUAGUCAGUUGGGAAUUCAAUUCCUGCAAGUAGGGCCUGUCUACAUGUGAUUUCUUGUGGAACGUGUCUGGGUGUAUAGAUUUAAAAAAAGAUAUAUUGUAAAAAAUAAUUAAAAAGAGAUGCAGGCAGAAUCCUACACAGUAUCACACAAUAUCACAGAAACCAGGAGCAUUGAUCAAUACGUCAUUAGAAGUUUAGAAUUGGUCCUCUCUGGUGUUUAGUUGAAAUACAGCUGACUGUUAACAAUGUGUGUGGUAUUCAUACCUCAGUCAGCCAUGUCAAAGCCCAAAGAACUUGAUUUCAUUUUACUCUUUCCAUUGAGGUUGUGCUAUAUAACAAGAUGGAACCUGAAUGCCUCUUUGUGUGUAUAAUUGAUGAGGGUCUUUGUUUUGAUGAGAGAAAUGAUGACAUAUAUGCUUUUAUUUUCGGGUGGGGGGGUCAGGGUUCUUGUUUGUACUUUUGGGUGAUGAUGUUUCUGUUAUAGCACAUCUGUGCAGUAAGUGCUUGCAAACAUGAACCCUUUGAUUGUACAGUAGUUUCCUUCCUGUCACUGCAGGUGGUACAGCCUAUUAGGACAAUUGGCCUCAUGGUCUUCCCUGUCCUAGUCAUGAGGGAACACAGUCCUGCAACUUUUGUUUGGGUUUUAUUUUGGGACUUGACAAAAGUUUAUUUGUUUGAAAAUAAAAUAUGUGACUCAGUUAUGA